This is a messenger RNA of Laetiporus sulphureus 93-53, 3155 nucleotides long. RefSeq names its product HECT-domain-containing protein. The record is from RefSeq and is a predicted model, not a curated record. The transcript is spliced from 15 exons. Gene Ontology annotation, molecular function: protein binding; ubiquitin protein ligase activity. Gene Ontology annotation, biological process: ubiquitin-dependent protein catabolic process; protein polyubiquitination. NCBI's taxonomy places the organism in Eukaryota, Fungi, Basidiomycota, Agaricomycetes, Polyporales, Laetiporaceae. The coding region runs from base 90 to 3065 and encodes 991 amino acids.
GCAACGCUGAUUACGCCAGCUUGGACUCUUUCCUAGUACAACUACUUGACUUCCAACCUUACACUGCCCGCGCAUACAUUCUGCUUACGAUGACCCCACUCUUCGGCGACGAGCUCACACGGCGACGGAAAGAGAUCAACCUCGGCGGCAUCCGCUCCGCCUCCAAUUAUUCAGAUAUCCUUCACGAGGCGAAGAAGGCACGCUCCCAGCGGCAUGACCUCAAACGCAGGCAGGAUAGCGCUACUAAGAUCCAGGCGUGGUGGCGGGGCUCCUUGCAGGCUCGUGAGACGAGACAGGAGCUCCGGAGGACGUUUGCGCAGGAUGUGGUGGGCUUGACGGGCUUGAGGUGUUUAGUGCUCAUUGGUAAGGAUGAGGACGUCCUGGGUCAGUGGUCGACUGCAGUAGCGAAUGGACGACAAGAUGUCCUUCUGCAUGACGAGCCGAGUUGGCAUACCCUACUCAAACGAACAGCCCUGCUACUCCUCGAAUCGCUAUCGCUUGAGCCACAAUCUCAAUAUGCGCUAUCUCAUCUGACCGUUCUCAACUCCCUGCUCUCAAGCACACCAGCCAAAGCCGAGUACGUUGAAUAUCUACUCGAUCGCGGCUAUUAUCGCCUCCUGGGUCAGGCGCUCUUACAAAUCCCUGUCGAGUCCAAGGCAAAGUCUCCCAGUCUCCCGCCACUCGUCUCUCUCAUCACACUUCCUCUGUCCUAUUCGGUCCUUCUGCCGCAAUGUCUGACAGAUCUGGUAAUCUAUAUCCUCACCAUCCCCCUCCUUCCCAACCGUCUGCCGAUAGAAUCUCUCAAGGCAUUCACCCGAGCGCUGCCGCUCUCCUCGCUGCAUAUAGUCGCCCCCUCCAUCGAGUCGCUAGUGAGCAGCCCGCCACUCUCGCCACCUGAACCCAAGAUCCACUUGCUCGCAAAUCUCGUCAUGUUUGCACCUCCCGCCUACCCCAAGCUCUCCCCCGCAGCGUUCGACGCGUAUCUGCAGCUAAUGUCCGCGCUCAUGAACCACCUCCCAACGCACGCGCUCGAGCCGCCCGAAAAGAAGGAAGACGCGCGCAACUGGGCGGAUGGCGACGAGUCGGACGAGGACGAGGAUGCGAUCCAGGUGUCCGUCGUAACCUCGUUCGAGCCGAAGUCCAUCCUCCCAGAGCUCGAUAAUCGCACACGGAUGCGGUUACAGACCCUCCCGUCCCCGGACCACCUGCACGCUCUGUUGCAGGCGGCUCAGCGCCAUCCGUCCAGGCUCAGUCUCAUCUCGUUUUUCUUUGCGCUUACGAAUGUGUGGCCGUCGAGGAAGGAUAAGGUGUUGGGUACUGUAGUCGCGUUCAAUAGGGGCGGGCUCGUAAGGGAGAUAUACCGCCUCUAUGUCAGGAGUUCACCAAUUGGACGAGAAGACACGUUGGAUAAGCUAACAAGCCCCGAAUUCGCCGAUUCUUGGCCCCCACUGCUGUUUCUCAUCGACCUCUAUACGCAGGCGCUGCUCACGAUGGGCGACGACGAGUUCUUCUCGAGUGCGCUGGGCACGAAUGCACCGCGCAACCCGCUCGCGCUCGACGAGAUCGUGUCAUUCUCGCGCCGCCUGCUCAAUGCCGCAUUCACGCUGUAUUGGCGCGAGGACUUGGGUGGCGCGGUUCCCGGCCUCGGAGUCUUGCAAUGGGCUACGGUGAGGUUUCAGCUGGCGAAGUGCUUGCAGGCAAUACAUGCGAGAGACUCGAGAAGGCGUUUCACUCCCCCCGACCAUUGGCUGGUUACUUCUCAAGUGGACAUGACCACGUUCAUCCAGGCCGCCGUCAUCGAAGAGCAGAACCUCGCGCAGCCACAUGGAGCACACCCGCUCACCAAGCGGCAGGUCGCGUACCUCUCGCCGCGGCUCGGCGUGCUGAACAACAUCCCGUUCGCCAUCCCGUUCGAGACGCGCGUCGCCAUCUUUCGCAACUUCAUCCGCAAUGACAUGGCGACGCGCGGCGUGCGGGAAACUCCGCACUUUGCACGGCAGCGCGUCGUCGUGCGCCGCGGAUCUGUCGCGCAGGACGGGUUUGACAAGCUCGAGGAUGCGGAUUUGCAUGCGCCGAUCAUGAUCACGUUUGUGGACCAAUUUGGGAACGAGGAGGCCGGUAUCGAUGGCGGAGGCGUCUUCAAGGAAUUCUUGACAUCUCUGUGCAAGGAGGUGUUUGAUACCGACCGCGGGUUGUGGCUCGCGAACAAGGCGAACGAACUGUAUCCCAACCCUCACUCCUAUGCCACUGAGUCCCACAGCUUGAGUUGGUACCGCUUCAUCGGCCGCAUCCUGGGCAAAGCACUGUACGAGGGAAUUCUCGUCGAUGUCGCGUUUGCUGGCUUCUUCUUGGCAAAGUGGCUCGGGAAGCAGAGCUUCCUCGACGAUCUUGCGUCGCUGGAUCCGGAGCUGUAUCAGGGUCUCAUCUUCCUGAAGCACUAUGAAGGGAACCCGGAAGACCUCACCCUGAACUUUACUGUUGCCGAACAAGAAUUCGGCGUGACAAGGACCAUCGAACUGAUCCCCAAUGGCAGCAACAUCGCCGUGACUCGCGAGAACAAAUUACAAUACAUCUAUCUCGUCUCACAUUACCGCCUCAAUAAGCAAAUCAAGAAGCAGAGCGAGGCCUUUUUCGAGGGUCUCUCGGACAUGAUUGACCCCAAAUGGCUAAGGAUGUUCAACCAACAGGAACUGCAGAUCCUGCUGGGCGGUGUCAAUUCACCGAUUGAUCUCGACGAUCUCCGGCAAAAUACCAACUAUGGUGGGCUGUACGACGAUCAUCACCCGACGAUCGAGAUUUUCUGGAGGGUUGUCAAUUCCUUCGACCAGGAAAAGCGCCGCGAACUCUUGCGAUUCGCGACGAGUUGCAGUCGGCCUCCUUUACUCGGCUUCAAGGAACUCGUUCCGAACUUUUCCAUCCGAGACUCCAGCUCAGAUGAGAACCGCCUGCCGACCGCUAGUACGUGCGUGAAUCUCCUCAAGCUUCCCCGGUACCAGAGCGAGAAGGUCCUCCGCGAAAAGCUCGUUCAGGCCAUCACCUCCAAUGCCGGUUUCGACCUAUCAUAAAUACGGGUAUCCUUGCCGUUGCCGUGUGUUUCUGUAGCAUGUUGAAAUUUUAGAUUUGGUGUAAUUGUAGCAAUGUACCAUAAGUGCAUU